This is a messenger RNA of Triticum urartu, 2918 nucleotides long. Lineage: Eukaryota; Viridiplantae; Streptophyta; Magnoliopsida; Poales; Poaceae. The record is from RefSeq and is a predicted model, not a curated record.
CGCCACCAAUGGCCUCCCCGACGACACGCAUUAAAUGCCCGCCAUUGCCACCUACUCCGCCAAAAGCGCGCCUCGUACGUCACGCGCCCCCUCCCUCGUCACUCACCCGCCACAACCGCUCGCCGUCCGUCCGUCCGUCCACCGCCGUCUCACCCACCAGCUCAGUUCAACAGUAGUGCACUCCUCCCACCCCGCCGCUCCUCCCUCUGCCCGGCCGUGCCGUUUGACCUCGCGCUCGUCCCGUCCCUCUCCAUGGUCCAUGCUCCCUGCUCUGCCCUGACGCGCGCUGCACUGCACCGCACGUAGCCCUGCUGCCUGCCCGCCGAGGACGGCGACCUUCCCUUCCCCGCCUCUCCGGCUCUCCCCCCGCAGCAGUUACUCGCCUGUCCUGCGCAAAAAAGUUCUCUCUGAGCCCUCGCCCAUCCCCUGCUCGAUAAAAGUUCGCAAUGCAGCUCCAUGCCCGCCAUUAAUGCCCUCCCUUCCUUCCUCGGCAGCUCUCGCUCAGAGAUUCCCCCUCCGUCUCGCUCCCGCUGUUGCCCUUCUCGUGCGUGCUCGAUCUGCUCUGCUUCCGUCCUGCUGGGAGCUUUUCCCCGGGCUUGGAGCCAUCUGCUUGUCCUCGUGUUCCCCUGCCCGCCCACGCCCUCGCACCCGCACCCUGUCCAAAAAGUUUCAAUCUUGGAGCCACCCUCUUAUUGUUAUCCCCCCUACUCCUCCUCCUCCUCCUCCCCAUCUCUCUCCUCUCUCAUCCAGCCACGCUUCCCCCUCGUUUGCUUGGCCCUUGCUGUCCUCCGCAACCGCGGCUCCAAUAAAAGCUCCUGCGCCGCAGCCGUCUCCACUUCAGUCGCCCACCUCCUGUGCGGCAAACGGGAUUGAAUUUUGGCCGGAGCCUUCAGGUUCAGCCCUUUAGGUUCUGGAGGCGCGCGCCGGGUGAUUCCUCCAUUCUCGAAAGCUUCCGCCGUCUCGGAGGUGUACAUUUUGGCAGUCUGCCAUUGCCGAGGGUGGGGGAGAGGUGCUUCGGUCUCGCCGGGGGGGAUGGAGGGCCGGGGGAGGCGGCCGCGGAGCCCGGAGCGGCAGAGGCCGCCGGCGAGGAAGGUGCCGGUGGUGUACUACCUCACGCGGAGCCGCCACCUCGAGCACCCGCACUUCGUCGAGGUGCCGGCGCCCUCCUCCUCCGAGGGGCUCUACCUCAGAGAUGUGAUUCGGCACCUCAACAUGGUGCGCGGCAAGGGCAUGGCCUCCAUGUACUCCUGGUCCUGCAAGAGGAGCUACAAGAACGGAUUCGUGUGGCAUGAUCUCGCCGAGGACGACCUCGUCCUCCCUGCCACCGACGGCGAGUACGUGCUCAAGGGCUCCGAGAUCCUGGACCAACCUUCUUCAGGUCAAUUUCACCAUGGCAGUAAUGGCAACCAGAAGCAGCAGAGCAGGCAGAAAGAGGGUAGUACAAGGUUGCCUCGGUCAAGGGAGGCCUCCUUCUCCUCCUCCCCACCUAGUGUGACAGUUAGAGAAGCCAAGCCUCGGCGCGUGCCUUCGGUGCCUUCGCGAGAGGAGGACGACUCCCCCUCGCCGUGCCGGGGCACCUCCUCGGAGACAAUGUCGCCGGAAUCGGAGCCUCAGAGGACUGUCAUGUCACGGCCGACGCCGGCAGAAUUCAGGGUUUUCAAGCCCACCGGUUUGAUGGAUGCCGCAACUCAAACCGAUGAUCUCGGGAGAAGGUCGGCUCGGAGAGUACCUGAGAUGCAUAAGAAGAGCCUGAGCACUGAUCAUGACGUCCGUGAGGUCACCGAGUACCGGCAGCAGAGCCAUCCUCGCCGGUCGGCCGAGCUCCAGGGGAUCUCCAGGGAUGUCAUGUCCCACUGUGCCACCCCACUGAGCAUGGCUUCAACCCAUGGAAAGUCCGAGAGCUUGGAGUCGUUGAUACGAGCCGACAACGCGUCAGCCAACAGCUUCAGGAUCCUGGAAGAGGACGACAUUGUCGUGCCGACCUGCCCGAAGCUGAGGCCGGCGAAUGUGCUGAUGCAGCUCAUCACCUGUGGUUCACUUUCAGUCAAGGAUCAUGACAGCAUUGGGCUUGUUGGGGCUUACAAGCCAAGGUUCCCAAACUUGAAGUUCCCAUCGCCGCUGAUUUCUCGCUCCAUGAUGAUGGGUGAGCUCGAUUACCUAUCAGAGAACCCCAGAUUCAUUGGGACACGGAUUGAAGAUAAGGAGUAUUUUAGUGGGAGCAUUAUUGAGACCAAGACGCAGAGAGAAGUUCCCACCGAGAGGCACUCGGUGCUUAAGCGGUCUUCUUCCUACAAUGCAGAAAGGGGCGGCGAGAACCUCUGCGACUGCGCGGGGCCCGACGAAGAAGAGAUGGUACCGCGCUCGAGGUGCCUGCCCCGGACGCCGAUACUGUCAUCCUUGCUGCACCCGAAGAGUGAGAUGCAGAAGUCCCCGGUGUCGGACUGCCGGAGGAGCUCCUCGGCCGGGCCGGACUCGAUAGACGGCGGGAGCAGGCGGUUCACCGACGCGUCGUCGAGGGUAGAGUCCUUCAGGAAGGAGAACAAGGAGAAGCUCGUCAAGAUCGAGGAAAGUUAAGUGCUCCAACUUUUUGUCACUGCACUGGGUUGUCGUCGGGAGCUCGCGUCGUGAUCCAGUGCACCGUGCCCUGCGACGACGGUGACGAAGAUGCAUUCUGAAGCCUCCUGGACUUGCAGCUGACCUGGCCGCGUGACGUGGCGUUCUCUUUGCUUCUUUAGAUGAUGAAUGAGUUACUGACGAAUUUGUGUUUUCUUUCUUGAGAUGUGUAGUAUGUUAGCUUUAUUCUUCAGGUGUAAUGUAUUUUUUUUGUCUGUUCUUUGGUUUGGUUGAAAUUUUGUCCUUGUUAUCAGUUGUAGUAAGUGCCUGUUAAUGCCAUUUUGUGCUCGUUAUUAGUUGGGUAA